Molecule: messenger RNA, 1085 nt
Organism: Sclerotinia trifoliorum
Lineage: Eukaryota; Fungi; Ascomycota; Leotiomycetes; Helotiales; Sclerotiniaceae
Source: the annotation of a GenBank genome assembly
CACCAUUCAUUACUAUUGAUGAAUUCUAACCUCAAGCCUCAAGCCUCAAGCCUCAAGCUCUCAAAACUCAAAACACAAUCAUAAGUGACAACACCACCACUUCACUCUACACAACCCCAAAAACACACAGCGCAACCCAAUCCCCUCCAAGUAACCAUGACACUCCUACGCAUUCACCCACAAAAAUACCGACCCAUCAUCCAGAAAAUAAACAAGAUUUCCACGUCUGGAAAAUGUAGUUUUAGCACCCGCAGCGCAAAUACUAUAUCAGCUAGGAAUAUUGAUUCAGGUGCUGGAAGAGGAGUUUGCGUAGGGAUACCACUCAUCCAGAGGACAUCGACGCGAAGCACAGCAUGGAGUAUACGUACUGGCAGAUCGGAGAGGAGAACAUACGCGACAGCAACGCCUGCUGAUGCAAUAAUUGAAGAUUUAACAGAGCAGUAUUCAGUCGCUCGAGAUGAAUUUGAGGUUCGUUCUAUUAUCCUAUCAUUCUAUAUUUCUCUUUCGAUUUAAUUCCCAUCUUCUGCUUUCAAUUACAAAACAAACAAACUAACACCCACACCUCCAGAUAGCCAGCGAAGAAACAAGCAAAAACUCCGUCUACGCAGCCGAUGAUCGCGCAGCCGCAGCAGAAGAACUCCAAAAAUUGAAAGAAAUGUAUGGGACUGCUAUUGCGGGGGAGUAUGGAGAGGAGAUUCAACGGAGGGUGGGUCAACGGGUGAGGGAAUUGGAACAGGGGAUUUUGGCUUUGGAGGAGAGGGCCAGGGAGGAUCAUUAGAGGUAAGAAUUACUUUGUAGGGGGUGGGAUAUUUGGAGGGGAAGAGUGGGAGUCAGCGGAUCGCCGGUUUGGAAUUAUAGAUAUUGAUGGCGAUGUAUAGUGGGUGAAUGAGAUAUUGUGCAUGGUGGAUGGGGAGGUGAAAAUGAAUUUCACGAUGAAUACUCUCGAAAGGUUUUCGAGUUUCCGGAGUGGAAAAAUGGCUUGGAUGCUCUCUUGAGUUGGACUCUGAAUAGCACAGCAUGAAGAAAUGAAGAAUCGACAGAAUAGUUUAUGAAGCUUGCUUUGAGAGACUCAUGAGUGAUAUAAU